CUGAUGAGCGAAAGAGUUGUCAAACGAUUGCAGUAUUGAGUGAAUGAGUGCUUCACUUAUGACAACAUCUGCUGUAAUCAGUGUUUGAGAUAACGAUACCAGAGAUUAGCCAUUGUUUGUCUCACAACAAGUCAUCACUCGAUUACGUCUUCAACUCAAGAGCCUAUAUAGUGAUAGCUGUGGACAUCAGUCAUGUCUGGCUUUAAUGACAACCCAUUCGGGGAUCCGUUUUCGGAUCCGGCCAUCACUUCGGCCACCAAUAGACCCGCUGUUAAUGGAGACUCAGGUCUUGAGGACUACAAUCCAUUCGCUAAUCAAACCACCAAACCAUCAAAUUCGAUCAGAGGCGCCACAAACCCUCCCCUCACGAGUCAGGAGCCGGCGGUGAUCAACACGUCGUCGUUGGGACCCAACAACAAGUCCUACGCCUCCCCUCCCGCUUACACUCCGUCAGCCGCACAGACGGUAAGCAUAGAUGAGAUUCAGAGACAAAAGGAAGAAUUGGAUCGAAAAGAGGCGGAACUGGCGGCCAGAGAGGAGAGACUCCGAAUGGACGGCAUAACCAUGAAGAAGGAGAACAAUUGGCCGCCACUGCCGUCCUUCUGUCCCCUCACCCCCUGUUUCUAUCACGACAUCAACGUUGAGAUUCCCGUUGAGUUCCAGAGACUCGUUCGCCACGUUUACUACCUCUGGAUGUUUUAUGUGGGCGUUCUGUUUGUGAACCUAUUGGGAGGACUGGCGGCUAUGAUCGAGAAGAUCGAUGGCGGCGGAGGAAUAUUUGCCUUCUCUUUGGUGUCACUGAUUAUAUUCACUCCGCUUUCGUUUGUCUGUUGGUUUAGACCUCUCUAUAAGGCGUUCAGAAACGAUAGUUCUUUCAAUUUUAUGGUCUUCUUCUUCGUAUUCUUCUGUCAAUUGGUUUUCGCUAUCCUUUGCGCGAUUGGUAUUCCAGGCAUGGGUUCUAUUGGUUUAAUUGUGGCGAUUGAGUGGAGUUCUGGAGCGCCUGUAUUCUUCACUAUAUUUAUAUUCUUGUGCGCAAUAGUGACGGCCAGCUAUGCUUUGGCCUCCUUUUUGGUCUUAGUUAAGGUUCACAGUAUCUACCGGUCGACGGGCGCCAGUAUGCAAAAGGCGCAGAUGGAGUUCACCCAAGGAGUGCUGCGUAACGAACACGUACAACACGCGGCCACCGCUGCGGCUACCGGUGCCGCCCGACAGGCCAUGAGUCAACAGUUUGGAUCCAAUAAUACCAAUAACUCGAGUGGUGGUUCUGGUCUAAGAUAUUGAUAUCGCUUUGAUAAGAUACCGCAAUUCAUUUCACAGUCAGAAUCAAGUUUCAGAAGACAUUCCCCUUAUUUAAGACAAUAAUUCGGGAAUUAUUAUCUAUUUUUAAUGUCUAUUAUUGUUCGAUGAGUUAAAUCAAACCAUUCAGUAUAUACAGCCUUUGUUUGGACUUAAAACCUAUAAUUUUCAAUACAUUUAAAUUACUCUUUUUUAAUAAGUUGCAAGUUUUU
Molecule: messenger RNA, 1508 nt
Organism: Oppiella nova
Lineage: Eukaryota; Metazoa; Arthropoda; Arachnida; Sarcoptiformes; Oppiidae
Source: the annotation of a GenBank genome assembly